CGCCGAUUGGCUGAGCCGGCGCCAAGCCGAGCCAGUCGGGGUAGUGGAAGAGCCUCGGCCGAUCAUCGGCUCAGGCGGGCGGGGAGAAAAGGGUGGCGGCGGGCAGCAGGAGAUCGGUGGAUGCUCACUGCGGGCGCGCUGAGGCCGGCCAGGCGGACAUCUACGGACAGGAAGAGAAGGCUCGAUUGCAAAUAGGACCGCAUUUGGAACCGAAAUGGAACCAGCAGCUGGCAAGCCAAUGAGAGAGCAGAUCAUAAUGACACAUUUGACAGAAGGCAUUCCAAAAGUAAGCACCAACACGAAAAAGGUUAGCCAAAACCAGGCCAAGAAGUGCACAGUGAUCGGAGGCUCUGGGUUCCUGGGGCAGCAUAUGGUGGAGCAGUUGCUGGCAAGAGGCUACGCUGUCAACGUAUUUGAUAUGCGGCAGGGGUUCGACAAUCCCCGGGUGCAGUUUUUUCUGGGCGACCUCUGCAGCCGACAGGACCUGUAUCCAGCUCUGAAAGGUGUAAGCACAGUUUUCCACUGUGCAUCACCCCCACCAUCCAGUAGCAACAAGGAACUCUUUUAUAGAGUGAAUUACAUUGGCACCAAGAACGUCAUUAAAACUUGCAAAGAGGCUGGGGUUCAGAAACUCAUUUUAACCAGCAGCGCUAGUGUCGUCUUUGAGGGCGUUGACAUCAAGAAUGGAACUGAGGACCUCCCUUAUGCCAUGAAACCCAUUGACUACUACACGGCAACAAAGAUCUUACAGGAGAGAGAAGUGCUGGCUGCCAACGAUCCCGAGAGGAAUUUCUUAACCAUAGCCAUCCGCCCCCAUGGCAUUUUCGGCCCACGGGACCCCCAGCUGGUCCCCAUCCUCGUCGAGGCGGCCAAGGAAGGCAAGAUGAAGUUUAUAAUUGGAAAUGGAGAGAACUUGGUGGACUUCACCUUCGUGGAGAACGUGGUCCACGGACACAUCCUGGCUGCAGAGCAACUCUCUCAAGUCAUGGCCUUGGGUGGGAAGGCAUUCCACAUCACCAAUGACGAACCCAUCCCUUUCUGGAUGUUCAUGUCCCGCAUCCUGACAGGCCUCAAUUACGAGGCCCCCAAGUACCACAUCCCCUACUGGGUGGCCUACUACCUGGCCCUCCUGCUGUCCUUGCUGGUGAUGGUGAUCAGCCCUGUCAUCCAGCUGCAGCCCACUUUCACACCGAUGCGGGUCGCACUGGCUGGCACGUUUCACUACUACAGCUGCGAGAAAGCCAAAAAGCUCAUGGGCUACCAGCCAUUGGUCACCAUGGACGAUGCCGUGGAAAGAACUGUGCAGAGCUUCCACCACCUGCGGAGGGUCGAGUGAGGCCCCCGAGACUGGGCCCUCUCACCGUGUUUCCCCACCGAGGGCUCUCUGUGGACCAAUAAACUAGCCUUCAAGUGA
Hipposideros armiger (great roundleaf bat) is the source of this 1414-nucleotide messenger RNA. It is a transcript of the gene NSDHL, whose product is annotated as NAD(P) dependent 3-beta-hydroxysteroid dehydrogenase NSDHL. The transcript has 8 exons. Gene Ontology annotation, biological process: steroid biosynthetic process. NCBI's taxonomy places the organism in Eukaryota, Metazoa, Chordata, Mammalia, Chiroptera, Hipposideridae. Bases 215 to 1336 code for a protein of 373 amino acids. The record is from RefSeq and is a predicted model, not a curated record. Gene Ontology annotation, molecular function: oxidoreductase activity, acting on the CH-OH group of donors, NAD or NADP as acceptor.